Molecule: messenger RNA, 4538 nt
Organism: Hippocampus zosterae (dwarf seahorse)
Lineage: Eukaryota; Metazoa; Chordata; Actinopteri; Syngnathiformes; Syngnathidae
Gene: tmem150aa
Product: transmembrane protein 150Aa
Exons: 7
Coding region: 234-1109 (291 amino acids)
Biological process (GO): protein localization to plasma membrane
Source: RefSeq, a predicted model, not a curated record
CGGUAAAAGCACUUUGUGUCUUCUGUCAGGUUGAAGGUGGGUCGCAGGGUUCGUGGAGCAGACGUGUCCUUGUGUCCUUUCGUAUCUCCCCUUCCCCCUCCCUGUGUGUUCCCCCUGUGUGUCACUGACCCCGCAACCCCACCCCAUCUGAUCCCCUGCACCGUGUCACCACUCCGACCCGAAUCCGCCCUCUCAACCCAUGCUUGGGACAAAGCCAGCUCACUGCCAGCCCAAUGACUGCCUGGAUCGUCCUGCCGGUCAGCCUGUCUGCCUUUUCCAUCACAGGAAUAUGGAUAGUGUACGCCAUGGCCGUAAUGAAUCACCACGUUUGUCCUGUGGAGAACUGGUCCUACAAUGUAACCUGCACAGAGGAGUUGCUCCGGCCAGGCUUCCCCAAGACCUGUUGCACCAUCCAGGACAUCCCCCUCAUCAGUAAAUGUGGUUCUUAUCCCCCCGAAAGCUGCCUGUUUAGCCUCAUCGGCAACGUUGGAGCCUUCAUGGUGGUGAUGGUGUGCCUUCUGCGCUACGCCCAGGUGAUCGAGCACAGCCACAGAUGUUGGGUCAACACCAGCGCUCUGGUGUCGGGCUGUACCAACGCGUUGGGUCUGGUCAUGGUGGGCAACUUCCAGGUUGACCACGCCAAGUCUCUUCACUAUGUGGGCGCCGGCGUGGCCUUUCCAGCGGGGCUGCUCUUCGUGUGCUUGCAGUGCGUGCUCACCUAUCGGGUGGCCGUCACUGCCCUUGACUACUGGAUGGCCCACUUCCGCGUGGCUCUGGCGCUCGGAGCAAUGGUCUCCCUGGUUCUCAGCGGCAUCUUCUUCGUGCACGAGAGCUUCACGCUGCAGCAUGCCGCAGCCAUCUGCGAGUGGGUCUUCACCGUGGACAUCCUGGUCUUCUACGGCACCUUCACCUACGAGUUCGGCACGGUCACCGGCGAGACCAUGAUGGCCGGCCUGCAGCAGUGUCUCCGCCAUGGCUCGGGGGUGAUCUUGGGCCCCGGGGCCCGGGACUCCACGCUGAGCGGGGCGACCAAGAGUCUCAAGUCCCCCGGAGGGAGCAGCACGUCCACACACCUCAACUGUACCACCGAGAGUAUAGCCAUGUUGUAGCUCUACGCGGAGGAGCUCCGCGGUUGCCUGCCACAUGGAACGAUGACUGAGGUAGCAUGCCAAGAGAGACUCGUUCUGUUUUAUAACAAAUUCAACCAACACCCCUCUGUAUUCGCGGUCAUAUCUGUUUCUCCAUUCCCCCCCCCCCCCCCCCCCCAACAAGGUGCUUGAUUGAUGAGCAGCUGCAGUCUGCUGUCCUUGUGCAGUGUUACAGGAAUUUAAGGAAGUCAUACGAAAAGUGAAUUACUACACACCCCGUGACCAACAAGUGCCCCAACUGGCAGGUUUUGUGAGUUAAAAUAUGGCCAGUGAAGUGACAGACACACAAUCACGCUUCGCUUUCAUCCAUUUACUGAACACUACAAACUGUCUGACUAACUUGCCAUGAUGUCACUCACUAGGCCACACUUCUUACUUUGGCUCGUUGUAGCAUCCAGUCAUUCCACUAUUCCAAUAUUGGAAAGUGAGUUACCAGGUGGUUACUCACUGCACCCUAUACCUGUGGUCCCCAACCACCGGGCUGCGGACCGGUACCGUGCCACAGGCCUCCCUAGACCAGCUUGCGGCGGGCCGCGCAGAUGUAAGAACCUUUCACUACUUCCAGUUUAUUUAUUAUCCAAGGCUGAAAAAUAUUUAUUUUGAAAGGUAACCAGAUUCUCUGUUACAUCCUUCUGUGAGAGACUCUUUGUCGCAUGUCAAGAUGCUAGAUGUCUUGGUUGCGUAACGCUAAAAUUAAACACGAUUGUAAAAUGAGUACAGAAAAUGAAGACCACACCCAAAGCCGUUCUGCACAAUAAUAUUUUUUGAUUUAGAAUUUUGGUGCAUUUUCAUACACUUCAUGUUAUGUGGUGCCUUUCAGCAGGACACUGCUAAUAUAGUUACAUAAAAAUGUGGCUUGAUGUAUGUUGUUAUAUGUACGAAAUACCCCCCCGCCCCCUUUUUUUUAUUGUAUUUUAUUUGAUUUUUUCUUGUGUCAUUCAUACACCUUAUUUAUUCUGUUUGUCUCUUGCAUGUUUGAGUUACCAUAGUGACCACGUUAAAGCGUUGAUUUUAUCCAUGUGAUUGCAUUGGUGCUUCUAGUAAAGGUGCCGUACAUAAAAAUCCACACAGCACAUUCAUGUUUGUUGUCCCCAAUCCCGCCCCACGGUUGCCUAUCCACAAUAAUUAUGAACUUGUAUGAACCGGUCCGCAGCAAAAAAAAAAAAGGUUGGGGACCACUGCCCGAAAAAAUGUCCUCAAGUCCAGCUGUAAAACAAAAUGGGGAACGUGCACCGCGGAAAUAUCUCAAAUUGGUUUUAGUUCAGUUAGUUUGAGAAUAACACCUCCGCCACCCCAAAAAGGCCUUUUACUCUUUAAUGACCAAUUCGUUGCAUAACAUUUUGUAUGGCAUCUUUCACUGAAUGUCUUCAGGAUGGUUGCUGAUAUGAUGUUUUCACUUUUAGAUUUUCUGAAUGAAAUGUGCGUGUCUAUUAGCAGGAUGAUGCAUGUCUUGAAGCAUAUUUUUUCAAAGCUGGUGGAAGGUUGAAUCAUGGACCUUGAACCAUUUUAGAUAGAAUUGGACAACAUUCCACUGUGGUGUUUGGAUUGCUUACCGCUAAGGUGUUUUGAUCCAUAGUUGGACAACUGGGUUGCCUUGAUUUGAGAAGGUUUUUUUUUUUGCUUUUUGUUUUUAAAUAGUUUUUGAAAGUUUCCCCACUUCAUGGAUUUCUGCACAAAUCGGAGCAUCCAAUCAAUGUUUGUGUCGUCAAACAAUUCUGAAUGUUGACGACAGUUAACAGGCUUGUUUUACUCUCAAGCUUUAAUGAUGGCACAUCCAAAAUUAAUUAACUGGAUCAUAGUUUCUAAUCCGAACACUCUGAAUUCGAAGCCUUUUUUGUAACAUUGACCAUUGAUCAGCUCGGCUGCCCUUGUGAGCAGAUGGAACCAUGAUGGCCCGUUAGCUGCAUGAUUGUUUCAUUUUACAUUUAGGACAUGCACACACUCGCAUAUGAAUCGUGAUUGAGCCUAUCGUGGUUUUAGAAUUAGACCAAUCUCCGAAUGAGCGUGAGUACAAGGCGUGUUUCAGUCCACCAGUGACCCAAACUGGACAAUUCAAACCGAUAAAAUACCAGAAAAGUUCGGCACGUUCUCAACAAUUAUACACUUUGCCCGUGCUUACGGAGUUUCACACAUUUGAAUAUUUUCAUCCAGGGUUGCUGUCAUUUCCUACUGUACCGUGUACUGAUGGCAGUUGGACAGUUAGGGGAUCUGAUUCAAAUCGGAUCAUUACCGGGCUUCUGCAGAGCUCGCGGAUGAGCUGAUCAUUUGAAUCAGAUGUGUUGGAGAGAAACAUCCAAAACAUGCCGGACCGGGGCCCUCGCGAAUCGGAGUUGGUGACUGUUGCUUUACAGCCAUUUGAAUGAAAUUGCGCCAGACUUCACUCGUGUUUGUUCUUUUUAAUCCCAAUCUUACCUGUAGACAAACAUAUACCCGGUCGUUGUACUGUUGAUUUAUUUGAUUUUUGCCAAGCAACGACAAUAUUGCAUAGUGUCCGUGUUAGCCAACCAAAUGACUCUUAAAAUGAGAAAGUACCCAGUGCGUCUGUUAUGACUUCUUGCCAUCUGAAAACGACUACUGCGGUAAAGCUUCUCCAGUCACCUGCAAGUUUUGACCCGUUUUCAGUUUGAGCUCGGCUGCACCUUGUUGACACUUUUUAGUUUGAUGGCUCCAUUUUGAACAUAUGAUUGACAGACUCGAGGUACUCUGCUCACCGCCGUUGGUUGUCCAGUUCAUUCUUGUUUCUUGAACGCUGGGGAUCAAGAUAGAGGUGCGUGCUUCAGUCGUGUCUCACGCCUCUUGCCAAUUUGUUGUUGUUUUCUGAUGUUUUUAAAAAGUACACACAUUUAUGAAUAAACAGAUUUAGCCUUAUCCCUUAUGAAGGGAACACAUUUCCUUUGUUUGGGUCUUUGCGUUGAGCCUUAACCAUGUUGACUAUUUUGAAACCAAAUUCACAUGGUGUGACUUUGACAGGCAGCUUGUCCGAUUCAUCACAUUAAUGUUGGAUUUAUUAUUCUGUGUCAGCAUCAAUACAAUAUGCCAUGUGCACAUAAGUGCAUUCAACACUGGAUUUUAACUUUUUUUUUGGGAGCGGGGGUGUAAAAUGUACACCAAAGUCCCUAUUUUUUUGUGGGGGGGCAUGGCAUGGGCUCCAGCUCAGCUGUAACCCGAGUGAGGACAUCAACAUACAAAAUAAAUGACUGCUGUGAACUAUCACGUACACAAAAUGAAGUGAUCACUUCAUUUUGACUCGUGUCAAAUGAGAUACCCCCCCCCCCUCCCAAAUGCACACUUUUUAAAAAUUGUGUAAAUAUGUAUGCUAUGUCUAUCAUUUAGGUCUUUUAAUUUGAAAGAGAUUUAUAUUCAAAUAUGAAAUAAAAUUUUAAAUGAUGA